Prunus avium (sweet cherry) is the source of this 1026-nucleotide messenger RNA. RefSeq names its product protein C2-DOMAIN ABA-RELATED 4. Lineage: Eukaryota; Viridiplantae; Streptophyta; Magnoliopsida; Rosales; Rosaceae. The record is from RefSeq and is a predicted model, not a curated record.
UGAUCAAGAGUUAUGGGAAAAUCGAACACCAAUUCCUUCCAGUGAAGAGUUUGACGAAAACCAUUUCCUUGUCUGCGCGUGAGAUUAUGGAGUUAAUUAAUUGAUUAAUUAACUCUAUGGUGCAAGUUGCAACGACCCAGUAGAGAAAGGCUUGGUUUUUGUGGUAUCAAACGUCAAACAAACCAGUUGGGUUUUUAACCACGGAUUGAGAAAGCUAUCCACAAAUACAUAUCUCUCUCUCUCUCUCUCUCUCAUCCUUGUUUUGUGCCAUAAUCACAGCUUGUUUUCAAGUUUCAAUGGAGCACCUGUUGGGCCUUCUUAGAGUUCGAGUGCAGAGAGGGGUAAACCUUGCUAUUAGAGAUGUCACUGCCAGAACCAGCGAUCCUUAUGUUGUCAUCAAAAUGGGCAAGCAGAAGUUAAAGACUAGUGUAGUGAAGAAGAGUACCAAUCCCGAGUGGAAUCAAGAUUUAACACUUUCAAUUGCAGAUCCAACUCUUCCAGUCAACAUUCAUGUGUAUGACAAAGACACAUUUACUCUUGAUGACAAAAUGGGGGAUGCUGAGUUCGAGAUUGGCCCGUUUCUUGAAGCGUUACGGGUGCGGGUGCAAGGCGUACCAAGCGGAACUGUACUUUCCAGAGUGCAACCGAGCAGGCAAAACUGCCUAGCUGAAGAGAGCUGCAUCAUCUAUACUGAUGGCCAAGUUGUCCAGAACAUGUGUAUCAGACUGAGAAAUGUGGAGAGGGGGGAACUGGAACUCCAGUUACAGUGGAUUGAUAUUCCUGGUUCUAGGGGUUUGUAAAUUUUCUUGUCAAAUUAGUCCUCUGCUUUGGCAUUAUGGAAGAGAUUUGGAGCAUUGUAAUACCACCAGCUCUGGAUUGGAUGAGUUUCUUCAAUGGGUUCCUUUGUUAAUAGGCUUAAAAACAGAGUGGUUUUGAGUGUAUCCUCCCCUUUAUUAUUGUAAACACGGUUUGUUGAAAAUAAAAUAGACAAGAAGAUGCAUAAAACAUAUGUUUGAAUAUGAUGAA